AGUGUUUGAGUUAGUCUGCUGGUGGUCGGCCAAAUGUACAGUCGGUGUCUAGACUCUCACACCUGCAUCACACUAAAUGUGCCUUUAAUUUUACUGAAGACUGCUAACCAGUUCAAAGUGAAGUUAAACACUUCAGUUUAAGCCAGUUGUAGUACCUUCACAACGAAACAUAUGUCCUGUGCAAGUAUCCUACAGUCCAUGCCAGUGGACAUGGCCUUUGUACUUCACAGGAGUUCCCCGCCGCGCAACCGCCGGCUCGCCCUGGCCUCUCCAAAACCCCUGCGCCCAUGCAUCCAUCACCGUGCGUUCUUGAACAAACUCCCUCCGUCCACUAACCACGCUCCGGCGAAGACCGUUACCAGAGGCACUAGCGUCGAGAAACGAGUCAUAUUUGCCGACUCGAAAGGGCUCUCGCUUACCUCCGUGCGCGUGUUCUGUAAGAGGGAGGAGAAGGCCCAUCUGGAGCCGCUGGAGGUACCAAAGCCACAAACACUGCAUUUGGUGAACGCGGAUACGGUUCAGGGCACGAAAAUGCGCCUGGGAUUUACGCAGCCGUGCGAAGACUUCCAGGCUUUCUGCGGUCGUCUGCGAGAAAGCGCGGUGCUUUUAGAGAGCUGCUGCGCCACGGAGCGGUCCAUCCUCGGCACGGUGCGCGUCAGGAACAUUAGCUACGAGAAAACGGUGCAUGUUCGCGUUACCUUCGAUUCGUGGCGCACUUACCGAGAUGUGCCAUGCGCUUACUUGGAUCAGCGCUACGGGGACCCGGACACUGACGUCUUUGCGUUUAACAUCGUAGUACCAGGAUCCGUGGAUCCACGGGAACAGAUCGAAUUUUGCGUGUCAUACUUACCCGGGGGAUUCAGCAGUGCGGUUUGGGAUAAUAACUACGGCAAAAAUUAUAGCAUUCAUAUGUGCGUCUGACAGUCCAGCCCAUUAAAAUGUCAUUCUAGCCAUCGUGACCAAACCACAGGCUAUAAUGCUUUGCUUGUAUGUAGCACAAAUGGGUUGUUUUGCACUAUUGCUUGUAUAUUACAUUUUCUCUGUACUGAAAGGCAUGAAUGUCAAAAGACACAGUAAAGUAAAUGUUUUGUUUGUUUUUUUUAAAUAUAUGUGGUUAUGUGUUUUGUGCUGGUCUCAGUUUAGUGGAUUUUAUCCCUGCAUUCAAGCUGGUAUACAAAUCUUUUUCUGACUGGCCCCGCACUGUGGGGUUUGGAUACAGGUCACUUGACCUGGGGCUUCUUAUCUGUGUUAAGGUCCUUUCUUACCCAAUGAGACGUUUGAGAGGAAAUUGUUCAAGAGUUCUGGUUACUUUCCACUGCAAGAAUUCAAAGGAAAUCAGCGUCACUCUGCAUCCUGAUAUAGAAAAGAGGUUGUAGAUGUUGUGCGUCAGGCUGAGGAAAAGCUACUGUCAGUGCCAACAGAAAGAGAGAGAAGGAGAGACAGAGAGAGAAAGAAAGUUGAAAGAGAGGGAGAAGAAGAGACUGAGAGAGAGAUUCACAAAUUGUUUACACUUGAUUCAAGCAAAAAUGAGACUUGGAAUAAGUGUAUCUUGAUUAAAGAAUGUGGACUGGGGCCGGUGUUACACAAAAAUCUGAAGUGAUUUAGUAAUGUGUUGCAAU
Electrophorus electricus (electric eel) is the source of this 1619-nucleotide messenger RNA. RefSeq names its product protein phosphatase 1 regulatory subunit 3C2, duplicate b (gene ppp1r3c2b). Lineage: Eukaryota; Metazoa; Chordata; Actinopteri; Gymnotiformes; Gymnotidae. Gene Ontology annotation, cellular component: protein phosphatase type 1 complex. The record is from RefSeq and is a predicted model, not a curated record. Gene Ontology annotation, molecular function: protein phosphatase 1 binding; glycogen binding. Gene Ontology annotation, biological process: regulation of glycogen biosynthetic process.